Molecule: messenger RNA, 551 nt
Organism: Cynoglossus semilaevis (tongue sole)
Lineage: Eukaryota; Metazoa; Chordata; Actinopteri; Pleuronectiformes; Cynoglossidae
Gene: s100a10b
Product: S100 calcium binding protein A10b
Exons: 3
Coding region: 172-465 (97 amino acids)
Cellular component (GO): cytoplasm
Molecular function (GO): calcium-dependent protein binding; calcium ion binding
Source: RefSeq, a predicted model, not a curated record
CCACGGUUACGCACACGGACACACGCACACGGACACAGACACACACACACUGGGCGUUGCCCGCCCACUAUAAAUACUUGAAUAAACUUCCACAGUGGCUCUUCGCUCCUCUCUGAAUCUGUAGCCGCAGCCUCUGCCUGUAGUUGGUGCUCUGCACAUAUUUUUGCAGCCAUGACUGAUAUGGAGAUUGGCAUGGAGACUUUAAUUAAAGUUUUCCACCGCUACGCCACGAAAGACGGGAAUGGGAAAUCGUUAAACAAGAAAGGACUAAGAACUCUACUGGAGAAUGAAGUUCCCACCUUCCUAAAAUCCCAGGAUGACCCGAAUAUUGUGGACAGAAUUAUGAAAGAUUUGGACGAAGACAGAGUGGACAGGCUGAAGUUUGAACAGUUUUUUUCCUUCAUCGCCGGUCUGUCAAUCGCCUGUGAGAAGCUUUACGUUUGCAAGGAGCAGGUGAAGAAGUGAUCGGCACUCGGGAGAAAAUACUGACUUUUUUUUUUUCAUUUAGCAAAAUUAACGAAUAAAGUUUUGGUUUUUUUGACAAACUGUCA